UGGGGAUUUAUUUACCGCUACAUUGUGUUACGUAAAGUUAUCUUGAUUUGACCGCUUUUUGGAAAAACUUACGGGUUGUCGAGGUGAUACACUAAUCGCUUUGCGACGGUUUGACCUUUAAGUGCUCAGUAACCUUCAACAAUGGAUGAAGUCACUGGGUGGUUGCCAAAGUCAUCUGAUCGUGAGUCUAGGCUAAAAGCCAUUAAGUCGGCUAUCGGGAUUAUACCAGAUUUCCCAAAACAGGGCAUUAUUUUCUGGGACUUUUUUAGCGUUUUUAGAGACCCUGUUUUAACUCAAUAUCUUUUGGAUGAAUUAUAUUAUGUGGCUACAUCCGAGAUAGAGCGUAAAUUUGCAAAAAUUAACGUUAUUGUGGGUCUCGAGUCACGUGGUUUUCUACUUGGACCAGCACUUGCCCUUCGUCUGAACUGCUCUUUCGUCCCUAUUCGAAAAGCAGGAAAACUUCCAGGUCCUUGUUACUCUCAUCGAUAUACAUUGGAAUAUGGAACUGAUACCGUAGAAAUGCAAAAGGAUGUUAUCAAUUCUGGUGAUAAUGUAUUAUUAUUGGACGAUGUUUUAGCCACUGGUGGAAGUCUGGAAGCUUGUGUUAAUUUGGUAAACCUAUCUGGAGCUAAGGUUUUAUUCAGCUUGUUGUACAUGGAACUGAAGAAUCUGCCUGGACGUAAAAAACUAGAAGAUCUUGGCGUUCCUGUUUAUUCACUUUUCCAAGUUUGAACAUGCUGUCUUGUGUGGAAAUGCCCUAUUCUCUCAUACUUCGUUCCAUUUUUAUUACUUGACAUCAGUUAUUUUUCCUGCAUAUCUGAGAUACCGAAAUGCUUUUUAUAUAUUGAAUCAUAACGUGUUAUUUUUGGUUGUGGAAUGUAUCUCUUAAGCAAUUGAGUUCACUUCUGUAUGUAGAUGCUUAUCUUAACUAACUUCCCGAUUAUUUUGAUUUCAACUGUUCGGUGACUUUGCUUGUAUUAUCAAUGACCGUUAUUUAAGAAAAAGAAGACUUUUCAGCAAAGAAAGUUUUUUCGACGAUGUCAUUUCCUGAAGCUGUACUAUUGUCUUGAUGAGUGAUUUUUUAUGUGUACUAGUCUAUCGUAACAUAGAGGGGUUUUACAAUCUUAUCAAAAAUAGAUUUAUUUAAGUGGAGGUUAGUCACAAUAAAGUCCUUUUCAAUGAUAUAGUCGUCGAAAACCUUCAAGUAUUUCAAGUAAUAAUUUAUAAAUCGAAGGGUAUUAUUUUAAUGUAAUUAAAGUUUACAAGUAUUUUAUAAGGAAGGUUGCGUCAUCUAACA
This is a messenger RNA of Schistosoma mattheei, 1297 nucleotides long. The record is from the annotation of a GenBank genome assembly. NCBI's taxonomy places the organism in Eukaryota, Metazoa, Platyhelminthes, Trematoda, Strigeidida, Schistosomatidae.